AGCUGACGUCAUUGUUGAGUCCCGAAAUUGAAAUCAAUAAGUGCAAUGUGCAAUGUUGUGUGUACAUCACGGACGGUGGGAAAUGGCGAUUAUGUCAAAACAACGCGCUAAGCCCAAUCGCGCUUGACUCGGAAUCGACGACGCGGGUAUCCAAUUGGCGAGAGAUGGCUCGCAGCAGCAAGAAGAAACUCGCGAUAUUCGUGGGUACAUCGAAGUGUCUCGUUUACGCAGAAGCAAAGUACUGUGCCUCUGACAUGCCUGGAGAAAUAAAAUACUACGAAUGUUCAAGAACGGAGUAUUGUUGCGCUUUCGGUUGUUGCGUGUCACCUGGAUUUCACUUCCAUCACUUGUGGUACUAUUGGAUCCUGGUUAUAAUCAUGUUCUUGGUCUGCUCUGGUGGUGGUUGGUGGUACCGAUACUGGUUGCAGGGCAGAUAUAGAGCCGCAGCUUCGGCAAUUCCGACUCGGUCUUCUAACGCUAGAUCGCAAAAUUCUCUUCGUAACGCGCCUUGUCAAGCGCAGCAGGCUCGUAUUACUUACAAUUCAGCGAGAAAUACCGUCCUACUGCAUCGCAUGUGGAAAGGUCCUCAGAGAAGUACAGCAGCGCCAGCAUAUAACGGUAACGCGACCACAUCGACACACUAUCAGAAUAUGAACGUCGUAUUAAACGAUGCCAAUUGCCCUUACUAUCAAUUAUACGGCCCUCCGCCUAGCUACGAGACGGUGAUAGCGCAAACGCGCGGCAAGCUCUCAAAUCCGGCGUCGCCGGAGUCCUCGGCCGCGCGGCUCAAUCUGCAGACGGCGAACGUGAUACCGAAUCCGAGUGUGCCGCAGUGCUUUUUCUACAGCUGCAAUUCUCCGGCGAGAUUGGUGGACGGUAAUUCGAGUCAAUGUCCAAACGAUAGCGCGAACGCCCAUCAGCUCGACGGUCAUGAGAGCGUUCCGUUCGCGCAUUUCUCCCAAUAUUGCACCACGAACGGUGCGGUUGGUCAAAACGUGUGCGUCCCUUUAGAGUAUCCAGAGGAACCGGUCGUGUCCGGGGGAAGUAAUUUCAGCUGCAGCUACCAGACUAGCCCGCAUCGAUUGCCGGGCUAUCCAACGGACAGAUCGUCCGACGCGUCGGACGCGGAAAACGUGGCUCGUGGCUAUGAGAUUCCGGGUACGGAGGAACGCGCGAUGCUCAAUAUCGACGUCGCGACCGGCAGCUACGGAGAACGUAGUCCUUGGCAUGGAAACGAUCAGUCUGCGUUGCGAGUCCACGGUAAGAUCACCACGCAGGAUGAAAAUCGAAGAUGCGCGACGACCACAGACACGCGUGCUCUCUCGCCUAAGUCGGAGGGAAGCGAGAACGAGUCGAAACGUACGUUCAACGUGGUUCCUGCGACGCAGAGAAACUUCCCGAGAGAACGUGCGGAUUACGGCGGUUCCCUGCGAUUGCCGCGCAGACACGCCGGAGAUGUCAUUUACCAAGGCAGCAGCUUCCAAAAAGUUCUCCCCGGAGAUUCGUCAGGCGCUUCCCAACGGGGCACUUUCAAUUCCGCUCAGACAGCAGCGUCCGCGGUCGCGAAUUCUUCUCAAUCAAAUCCAUCCAAUAAUGUGAUAUUAGAAUCCUUUAUUUUUGAAAAUGUGCAAUCGCCUCCGAGUGAAAAUGCCGACGAGGCCCGCGAUCUUUGUGCGAUGAAUCGGAGUGCAAACUUUGAUCUCGAAAGUAAACACAAAUUAGAUAGAUCAAAGUCGCUAGACUGAACGUAAAAUCGAAAUUCUUAUCAUUGCGCGUAUUACGCGAUGUUUAUUCUUGUAUGUCUCUAUUUAUUCGCGCAUAACUUAUAUAGCAAUACAAACUUAAUCGUUAUCGAGAUACAACAGAGAGUAAUCUUUAACGGAAUUUCCGACCGUCGCGAUGAAAUAACGAUUCUAUUUUAUCAGAAAUAAUGCGACAUUAUUUUUAUUAACACGUACGCACGGUAUAUUUCACGCAGCUGUGAGUAUUUCGUAUUUACCGGAUUUCGUAAUAUUUGUUUUGCAUAUCAGCAUCUUAAUCGUCGAAUUUGACGAUUGAAUCUCGUGAAAGAUGUGUAUAUAUAUCCUUCAUUAUUAUCUCACGUACCAUUAGCGAACCUAAUAUUAGACGUUAGACUUAAAUCGCACUUCCGCAAUAUUUUUUGCAAACAAUUCCGAUUACAAUUCUGAAGCUAAACUAUUUUGAUUACUUAUUGAGAUGCUGAAUAUUAUCUCUAACAAUAAGUGUGAUAGACGACAGUUCCAUUUACAUGCGUCAGCGAAACGUCCUUAUUUCUGAUACCUACGAUACAAUACACAUACUGCCAUAAAAAGAUCUUUCUGAACGUCGUAUAACAGAUGCUAUUUUUUUUAUUUUCGCACUGUACUUAAUGUAAUUUAAGAUUAAGAUCGAAACACACACACACACAGUGAAAAUGAUGUUUCAAAAGCGCGGCCCAAUUUAAUACACCUACGCACAAAGAAAGAUAUCAAUCGUUACUUUAUAUAAUAAUGGUGAAUAAAUGUCGCACAUUUUUUUUUAAUUCUCAAGUGGGGAAAUGUACUUACAAAUUACUUACGAAAGACCAAGAAAGUGGCUAGAGUCUUCAAGAAAAUUUACAAUAAAUAAGAAUUAUUUUAAAUAUCAUAAAUCAAUUUUGACGUAUUUUUUUCUAAUAAUAAUGUUGAUAUGUUGAAUUCAACAAUGCCCGAAAUGGUGUCGUCCUUCGUGCAGUAUAUUUCUGUCAAGCUAGUUUUCUCUAUAUAUUUAAGCUCUAUUAUAUAUGUAUGUGCACAUUAAUAUUAUCUCUAUAUUAAAGAAUGCAUAAGUUACUACGCGUUGCGCACAUACUUGACAUUAUAUUGACAAUGAUGAAAAACAAUUCUAGUUUAUUAUGAAAAAAAAAUACGAGUCUACGAUUGAAGCAGCAAUACUUUUAUGAUAAAAGUGCAGUCGCGUGAAAGAGCAAGAAGUUAAAGCGGAGGUCGUUCAGUUGAAAAAUACGAACGUGAGAGAAUACAUACGAUGAAUAUAAUUCAAGUAAACUUGAUUGUAAGCAAUAAACGUAACAUAUUAAUUUCCACGCGUAAUAUAGAUUUAAUAUUUUUACUUCAAAAUCUCUUUCUACCUAUAUAUCGUGUAAGGAGAAAGACUGCGUCCUCGUGCUGUGACAUGAAUGAUACUUGAUUUACUACGCUCUUAUCAACGUCGUGGGAACAUUAAUUGCAACCCUCUCGUAUCAUAUCUUUUAGAUAAAUUGCAUCAAAAGAAAGCAAUUCGAUUUAUAUACGCAUUAUGUACUUCUUCUCGCUAUUAUUUUUUUGUAUGCAAUACACAUACAAUGUGUAAUGAAUUUUAACUAAGGUCGCGGCACACCACGUCGCCAAGUCCUUCGACUUAAGUUCUUGCAUAACAGCGGUCCAAGAAAAUAUGCAUACGUGCCAAUAGCGACAAGUCCGUUAGAUAAGCGAGUAAUUUGGAUAAGCGAGACGAUGAAUCUCGCAGCCAAGGAGGUCUUACCUUAAAAUGCAAAGCAAAAUAAAAAGAGAUAUAUAUGUACACACUUAUUUUUUGUAAUCGAUUAUAACUGAUAAAUGGGCUGUUUAACGAGAGUCCGCGUGAUUAUAUACCUAAUAAGCUUGUAUCAUAUAUAUUGUAUAUCGUAUAUAUAUAUAUACCGCCACGAGUCUACAAUAAUUUUUAGUCAGAAGUCACUAUAUUUUGUGUGCGUGCGUAGGCUGCGCGUUAUAUCGUAUAGCUUUAAUAAGCUCUAGUCUCUGAACGAUCUUCUCACCGUAAUGUGCAAUCAUGUAUCCGCGCGGUAUCAGUGACACUGUAAGAUACCGUGAAUCUAAUGUGAAAGAAUGUCUAUCUGAAAUAAAGACACCAAAUAUUUAUCGUACAACCAAGAUAA
Molecule: messenger RNA, 3913 nt
Organism: Temnothorax curvispinosus
Lineage: Eukaryota; Metazoa; Arthropoda; Insecta; Hymenoptera; Formicidae
Exons: 5
Coding region: 165-1745 (526 amino acids)
Source: RefSeq, a predicted model, not a curated record